Molecule: messenger RNA, 1707 nt
Organism: Limanda limanda (common dab)
Lineage: Eukaryota; Metazoa; Chordata; Actinopteri; Pleuronectiformes; Pleuronectidae
Gene: xkr7a
Product: XK related 7a
Exons: 3
Coding region: 1-1707 (568 amino acids)
Biological process (GO): apoptotic process involved in development; engulfment of apoptotic cell; phosphatidylserine exposure on apoptotic cell surface
Cellular component (GO): plasma membrane
Source: RefSeq, a predicted model, not a curated record
AUGGCCGCGAAAUCUGAUGGUGCACCCGUCUCCGAGCGGAACGACAUCCCGGCGGAGCUUCCCUCCAGGUCGGACCCGCGGCCGCUCCGGGUCCGCCUGGCCGGGCAGGGCUACUCGCUGCCGGACUGCUGCUGGACCCUGUGCGCCCUGCUGGUCUUCUUCUCGGACGGGGCCUCAGACCUGUGGCUGGCGGCGGACUACUACCUUCGGAGGGACUACUGGUGCUUCGCUCUGACUCUGGUCUUUGUGGUAGUCCCGUCCGUGGUGGUGCAGAUCCUGAGCUUCCGAUGGUUCGCCUACGAUUUCUCGGAGUCGGUCGACAGCGGCUCGGCGGCGGCGGCCGUGGUGGCGGCGUCGGGCGCGGAGGACCGGGACUUCAGCACCAAGGACAGCGGCAGGGGGGGCGCUGGCUGCACCGGGGCGGAGGCGCCGCCGGGGCCGGGGCCGGGAUCCCCGGGCGGAGCCACGGGAGGAGCCCGGGGCUGCUGCAGGGUCCUGGUGUGGAUCCUCCAGGCCAUCAUCCACACCUUCCAGCUGGCUCAGGUCUGGAGGUAUGUCCACGCCUUGUACUUGGGCGUGCAGAGCCGCUGGCACGGGGACCCGGAGCGCCGCCACUACUACUGGCGCAUGAUGUUCGAGAGCGCCGACAUCAGCAUGCUGCGCCUGCUGGAGUCCUUCCUGAAGAGCGCCCCUCAGCUGGUGCUGCAGCUCAGCAUCAUGAUCCAGGCCACGCAGGUGCUGCCGCUUCAGGGGCUUUCAGCUUCCGCCUCACUGAUGUCCCUCGCCUGGAUGAUCUCCUCCUAUCAGAAAGUCCUGAGGGACUCCCGAGACGAUAAGCUACCCAUGUCCUACAAGGCCGUCAUCGUUCAGAUUCUGUGGCACCUGUUCACCAUCGGCGCCCGCACGCUGGCCUUCGCCCUGUUCGCCUCCGUGUUCCAGCUCUACUUUGGCAUCUUCAUCGUGGCCCACUGGUGCAUCAUGACCUUCUGGAUCAUUCAAGGCGAGACGGACUUCUGCAUGUCCAAGUGGGAGGAGAUCAUCUACAACAUGAUGGUGGGCAUCGUGUAUGUUUUCUGCUGGUUCAGCGUGAGAGAGGGGCGCACUCGCUGCCGGAUGCUCAUCUACAGUCUGACCGUGUUCGUGGAGAACGUGGCGCUCACCACGGCCUGGUACCUGUACCGCGGCGGUCUCACCUCAGACUUCUACGCCGUCACCAUGGUGUGUGUGGUGGCCAGCAGCUACGCCCUGGGCACCUUCUUCAUGUUUGUGUAUUACUGUCUGCUGCACCCCGACGGCCCAGUCUCAGGUUGGGGCUACGUGGUAGAGAAGGAGGUGCCCGUGGAGUCGCUGGCCUCACCCGCCACCAGCCUCCCCCCUGACUUGGUGAGCAGCCCCCCCAGGACCCUUCAGAGAACUAAAGGCUCCGACAGAGAGCAGGGGCCGGGGGUGGACGGAGACGUCUUUCAGGUUCGACCGCCUCGAGGAGCUCAGGUGCCGGCGCAACACCUCACGCCCAGAGCCGAGGGGCCUGUCAUCCGGAUAGACCUUCCCAGGAAGAAGUACCCGGCCUGGGACGCUCACUUCAUCGACCGCCGGCUGCGUAAGACCAUCCUGGUGCUGGAGAGCGCUGCCCCAGUCACUCCGAGGAUUCAGUACCGCUGUCUGGGCACCCCCAAAGAAGUGAUGGAGUUCGAGACCACCGUGUGA